AUGUCAGCAACAAGCUCAUCAGCAGCAACCCCAACAACGAAAUGUCCGUACGCAAUCCUAACANCAUGCUCCCAAUCACAUGCAUUCGAAGAACGUCGAUUCACCGUACCUUGUUGUGAAGAAGAUGCUCUCAAAAUUGGUCGUUCGAUGGCCCGUUUCAAGCCGAAUAACGAUAAUGCCAUCUUCGAUUGUAAAGUGUUAUCGCGGAACCAUGCAAUUUUGUGGUACGAGGAAGGGGCGUUCUUUUUGAAAGACACCAAAAGCAGUAAUGGAACUUUCGUGAACAAUGAACGAUUAUCGAAGAGUGCUGAGGAAAGCUCUCCUCGACAGAUAUUUUCGGGUGAUAUUCUUCAAUUCGGUGUUGAUAUUAUCGAAAGUGCUAACAAAGUGAUUCAUGGAUGCAUAGUGGCAAUGGUACGAUUGUUUGACAUAAAAGGCGAAGAAGUGUGUGCACCCGAGAUGAGUACCAAUCUGAUGUCGACCUCAUCCUCAUCUUCGUUAUCAAUCAAAGAUCAUGGACAGUUCGGUAGUGUGAUCACAUCCGUACCAUCAAUACCAUUAAUUAAUUCCUAUCAGAUGUUUCAAUUACACCAGUAUAUUCGUGAAGCAUCACAUCGUGAACAUAUGCUUCAACAAAAACUUGAGGUCCUCGAAAAUAUUCUCUCUUCGACUCAAGAGGCUACUCAAUCUAGUUGGCAGGCUCUAAUAAAUGAAGAUCGUUUGUUGUCACGUAUUGAAAUGUUAGAAAGUCAAUUGGCACUCUAUUCGAAGAAUAUAUCGAAUGAUAAAAUCAAAGAAGAUAUGAAUCAGUUGUUGAAUGACAAGAAUAAAUUCGAAUUGUUGGCCAAAGAUUCACUGAGGAGGUCAAUUGAAGAAAAGAAUGAAGCAUUGCAACGUUUGGCUGAUGUUGAGCGUAGUCUUAUUAAUACGGAAGAGGAAGCAGCACUGAUCAGAAAUAAAGCAGAAGAUCUAGAACAUGAGCUGGAGAAUGCACUAUCGAUGAAUAAUAAUCUAAAUGAAGCUAUUUCUUUAUUACAAAGACAAAUUAAAUCGAUGGAAAUUAAACAACAACAACAACAGCAACAGUUAGCAUCUCAGGAAAAUGCUGUAACAACAACUGAAGAACACGAAGGCGAGUUCAAAGAAGAAGUUGUUAAGACUUCAACAGAUCAACAGUCUGAUACAGCUGACAGUGAACAUCCAUUGUUCAAUAGUGAGAUUCAAACACUUCGUAGUAAACUCAACAAUCUGGUUGACGAAAAUGCAACAUUGAAAGCUCAAUUGGCUCAGCUAGGAAGAGAUGGAGGUGAAAUUAAAACCGAACAAGUAACAUCUCCGGCAACUCACGACCCGAAUUCCAUUCCUGGUACUUCGUGUCAAAGUGUUGAUAAGACGGCUGACGACAGCAAUCAGCUCUCAUCAUCACUACAGACUAGAGACGACCUAGAAACACCGGUUCUUUUGCUAUUGGUUUUGCCGUUUUUUGCGUUCUUCUUUAUAUGUGUUCGAAUUGGCGCAAGAAUAGCGCUGUUACGACCAAAACGAGAUUGA
Messenger RNA from Anisakis simplex (herring worm), 1551 nucleotides. The record is from the annotation of a GenBank genome assembly. NCBI's taxonomy places the organism in Eukaryota, Metazoa, Nematoda, Chromadorea, Rhabditida, Anisakidae.